Oncorhynchus keta (chum salmon) is the source of this 3176-nucleotide messenger RNA. Its product is annotated as ribonucleoside-diphosphate reductase subunit M2. Gene Ontology annotation, cellular component: cytosol. The transcript has 10 exons. Gene Ontology annotation, molecular function: ribonucleoside-diphosphate reductase activity, thioredoxin disulfide as acceptor. NCBI's taxonomy places the organism in Eukaryota, Metazoa, Chordata, Actinopteri, Salmoniformes, Salmonidae. Gene Ontology annotation, biological process: deoxyribonucleotide biosynthetic process. The record is from RefSeq and is a predicted model, not a curated record. Bases 163 to 1326 code for a protein of 387 amino acids.
ACGUUGUAAUUCAGUUGCGGCAUUGAUUUGUCAGGAGGACUCUAUAAGCUUGGUGUACUGUAUAUGUUUGUGACUACAUAGGGAAACAUUACAUUUUAUUUCCCCCCUGCAAUUUUACAGAAAUUUAAUUUAUCCUGUUGUAUCACCUAUCUGUCUUUCAAAAUGCUUACAACUCGCUCACCACUCUCUAAGAAGAACACCAAUGCAAUCACCACUCAAAUGGACAACAUUUCGCUGGUUGACAAAGAAAACACGCCUCCUAGCCUGAACACUACCCGGAUUCUGGCCUCAAGAACCGCGCGCAAAAUCUUUGCUGAUGAUUCUGAGGUUAAGCCCCAGGAUGUCAAGAAAUUCAACACAGAAGAGCCACUCCUGAAAGAAAAUCCACGCCGGUUCGUCAUUUUCCCCAUCAAGUACCAUGACAUCUGGCAGAUGUACAAGAAGGCAGAAGCUUCAUUCUGGACAGCUGAGGAGGUUGAUCUUUCCAAAGACACGCAACACUGGGAUUCUUUGAAGGACGAGGAGAGAUAUUUCAUCUCUCAUGUACUGGCUUUCUUUGCUGCUAGUGAUGGCAUUGUCAAUGAGAACCUGGUGGAGCGAUUUACACAAGAAGUCCAGGUGACUGAAGCAAGAUGCUUCUAUGGUUUCCAAAUCGCCAUGGAGAACAUCCACUCUGAGAUGUACAGCCUGCUCAUUGACACCUACAUCAAAGACCCUAAAGAGAGGGACUACCUCUUCAAUGCCAUUGAAACUCUCCCCUGUGUGAAGAGGAAGGCUGAUUGGGCCCUGAACUGGAUCGGUAACAAAAAUGCUGAAUUUGGUGAGCGUGUGGUUGCAUUUGCUGCUGUUGAGGGGAUCUUCUUCUCUGGGUCCUUUGCUGCCAUUUUCUGGCUGAAGAAGAGGGGACUCAUGCCUGGCCUGACCUUUUCAAAUGAGCUCAUCAGCAGAGAUGAGGGCCUCCACUGCGACUUUGCCUGCCUCAUGUUCAAGCACUUGGUGCACAAGCCCUCAAAGGAGACUGUCACCAAGCUCAUCAGGAACGCAGUAGAGAUUGAGCAGGAGUUCCUGACAAAAGCCCUUCCAGUAAAGCUGAUUGGUAUGAACUGCGACCUGAUGACCCAGUACAUAGAGUUUGUGGCUGACAGGCUGAUGCUGGAGCUGGGCUUUGACAAGAUCUACAGAGUGGAGAAUCCUUUUGACUUCAUGGAGAACAUCUCAUUGGAGGGCAAGACUAACUUCUUUGAGAAACGAGUAGGGGAGUACCAGAGAAUGGGUGUGAUGUCUGGCACCACAGACAACUCCUUCCGGCUGGAUGCUGACUUCUAAAGCUUUUACAGGCCCCAAAGAUGCCCUUGACAUUAGACUCUUUGAAACUGUAAAUACUUGAAAACGGACAUGGCCCAGACUAGAUGCUACUGGACUGACCACAGUACCAGAUCUCAACUGGCACCCUAUUCCCUAUGUAGUGCACUACUUUUGAGUUCUAUGUGGGCCCUGAUGAAAGUAGUCCACAAUAUAGACUAGGGUUCCAUUUAGGAUGUGUACUUGGGUUGUCUGGUCCAGACAACAAAUGUAUAUUACCAACUGACCCUAUUUGCAGUAGAUCUUUUCUUAUUUGUAUAGUAGUGUUGAAAUGAUCUGUUUUUAGUUUUUGUAAUUAAAUUUUUAAAAAUCCAAUGCAUCAUUAAACCCGGUUUUACUUUACACUCCAUCUUGGCACUAAAUUAAAAAUGUAUCUGACUAGAUAAUAGAAUGUUACUAAUAUGUAAGACAUGCUACAGGAUAACUCUAUAGGAAAUAUCUUGUAAUAUAAUCAGAUCACUUAUGUGAAUUGCACUGUAAAUUUGGGCAAGUCGAUGGGGCAUUGGGGAAAUGAUCUGAACAUGUCUAUGAAUUUAGACAAGAACCCACCUGUCACAUAACUAAGGUAGCCUAGUGGUUAGAGCUUUGGGCCAGUGCUGGAUUGAAUUCCUGAGCUGACAAGGUAAAACAUCUCAUUCUGACCCUGAGCAAAGCACUUAACCCACUGUUCCCCAGUAGGCAUCCAUUGUAAAUAAGAAUUUGUUCUACUUUGAUGUUGACCAUGUGAUUUUCAGCAUUUCAGUGCCAUCAAGUAGCCUGAUUUCAGAUGUGUCAUGUAAACGUGAUUAUUACAGAAAUCGUUCUUGCAAGGCAUGUGCAUUUAUAUCAAUCUGACUCCGCAAUAGUAGUGAUGGCUCCCGAGUGGUGCAGCGGUUUAUUAAGGCACUGCGUCUCAGUGCUAGAGUUGUCUACAGACCAUGGGUUUGAUUCCACACUGUAUCACAACUGGCUGUGAUUGGUAGUCCCAUGGCAGCGCACAGUUGGCCGUUGUAGGCAGUCAAACCUGAUAUAUAAUGAGGUUAGGAUGGGUUUACUCACAGAGCAGGGGAAGCUGAUGGCCUGAACUUGGGACUUUUCCAGAGAUGGCCAGUGGGGCCACCUUAUCCAGGUCCAGUCUGUGCUUAUAGUGUAGCAUAUGAGCACCGUUCCCUGACACCUAGAGAGUCCUCUGGCUUCCAUAGCCUCUUUGCGCCAACGUAAUCAGCAUGUUAUGUUGGUUACCAAGUAGCAAGCUGACACCUAAGAGGAGCAGUAGGAUGGCUAGUUUGCUUGCUAUGCAAAUGGAAGAAAGACCAACAUGGAGGGACUACCACAUUGCACAAUAAGAAACACUUGUUCACUAAUGAAUACACUAGGUAGCUACAGAAGAGCCUACUUUUAUCUACGUGGAGGUUAUUUCCAGAUCUGAUAUACAGUGAGCUCCAACUAUUAGGACAGACAUUGUAUUUUAAAAGUAUCGGGACAUUACUUUUUUAAAAAACCUUUAUUUAAUUAGGCAUUUCAGUUAAAUACAAUGAUGGCCAAACCUGGACAACACUGGGCCAAUUGUGUGCCACCCUAUGGGACUCCCAAUCAUGGCCAGAUGUGAAACAGCCUGGAUUCAAAUCAGGGCCUGUAGUGACGCCUCUUCCACUGAGAUGCAGUGCCUUGCGCCACUCGGGAGCUCUUACAUGUAUUAAAGUGGUCAAAAGCUUUGUAUUUGGUCCCAUAUUCCCAGAACACAAUUACAUCAAGUUUGUGACUUGGGUUAUUAUUGUGGAGUAACUGCAAUGUUAAUUCUCAAUUUUCUUCUAUUAAAGCCAUUUAACUCUUAA